Corapipo altera (White-ruffed manakin) is the source of this 2046-nucleotide messenger RNA. RefSeq names its product transmembrane protein 156 (gene TMEM156). NCBI's taxonomy places the organism in Eukaryota, Metazoa, Chordata, Aves, Passeriformes, Pipridae. Bases 930 to 1796 code for a protein of 288 amino acids. The record is from RefSeq and is a predicted model, not a curated record. The transcript has 8 exons.
UGGUGACACAGAUCGCAGCCUGUAGCCUCCCCUCUGGAAUCUGUGCCUGUGUGGUGCUGAGGUAGCUGCUCCUCACCGCCUCAUGGGCGAACACACGCAGCCUCUUCUGCCCUCGUCGAGCAAUGCCUUACCAGGGAGUGCUGCCUUCCAGAGAUGGAAUGACUUUCUAAAUUAAUAGACUGUGUGACAGCAUGUAAGGGUGCACGAGGCCACUGCUGAGGCAUGGCAGUGCAGGUUUGAUGCAGUAAUGAGAUAGUUAGUUCUUGCUUUGUUUAAUUCUGCAUGGAAAUAUGGCCUGUGUGGCUGUGUGCUUUGUCUGUCUGCCAGUUCUCACCCCGGCUGGCUUUAAAUGAUUGAGCUAAUUUGAACUAAACUUGACUAAAGGAUAGGGUUUUCAAAGGUACCAGUUGUUCCAGCUGUGCAAAAAUCAUUAGCUAGGUGGAGAGUAGCGUGCCCUAAGGAAUCUAUUUUCCAGGUCUGUUUGUGGCCAGGCUACACACGCUGAACUGCCUGAGGAUAGCAGUGUCUAAAUCUUAAGGUGCCCCUGGGGAACAUGCAGACAGAUCACAUCUGGGCCCUCUGAACUCAGAAAUGAAACUAAAAUGUGCCGUCACAAUAGCCCUAAAAUAGAUAUUCCCCAUCUGUACUGCAGAGUUCUUGGAAGCCUUCUUCUAUAAAAUCUAAAGCUCAACAUAUUCCACAGUCCGUGCGUUUUAUCUUCAGUAUAUUCAGUUGUAUCAUCCCCAUCUAUGCCUACGUAAGAGCAAAAUGUGGCUUUCUGCAGCUUAAUGUAACAAGAAGUAAAAAGGAAAGUCAUAAUAAGAAAAGGAAAUGAAUAGAUGUUAUUUUGCAUAAAGUCUGCACUAAGUUAAAAGCUGAAACAGGAAGGAAGUUACCACCACUCUGCUAGAUGGUAGCGCUUCAGUGACAUGUGCUUGCUUUUGAGAAAACCAGCAAUCUUCAAAUUAGUAUUAGGAAUAAUUACCGUGUUUAUAUUGUGUUUACCUGAAUUUUUCAAAAUACAUGAAGCUAACACUGUAAUUGUGUCAUGCAUGGAUACCUGUUCAUCGAAUAACACCACUUUUCCCCUUUGCACUUUUAACAAUUCUUGCAAAAGAGCAGUGCAAGAAAGAAGAGAAAACCAGAAUAUUUUGCUGAAGGCCAUUAUAAAUAAUUCUGAUUUCCAAAAUAUUCCAUGUAUUUGCCAGUCCUCUGGGAGGGAACAACAGUCCCAUACUAAACGUGCAGAGUGUGAAUCCAAGAGGAAUGUGAAUGUUGAUCAUCAAGGAUCAGUAGCUAAAAAAAUUUCCAAUAAAGAAGUAGAGCAUAAUACUUAUUACCUGAUGAUAAUACACAUCAACAAUUCUAUAGUCGGAGGAAGAAAUGCAGCCGAAGAACACCUAAAUCAUUCUUGUCUAAUGGCAAUGAUGGAAGACCAAAAUGACUGUAUGAAUAUUUCACUGCAACUGAAGUCUUAUGUGGAAUAUCCAAUGUGUAUGACGAAGAUCAUUUGGCUCACUAUGAUUCCAGUAGUUUUUGUGCUUACUAUUUCAAUCGUCAUCUACAAAAUAAUCCAAGAAAAUAAAAAUAUAUAUUAUAAACACAGAGUAGCAAUAUCAGUUUCUACUAUCCUAAGAAGAAAGGGUUCCAGACAUUCAAGAAGAACCAUAUCUGCUACUAAAAUUCCUCCUUAUCCUGUGAAAACUAGCAAACAACAGAUUCUACUUACUGCACAGACCACAAAGAUACUGCCUGUAAUUCCUGAACAAGAGCACUGUCAUGCAGAUCAACUCUAGAUCUAGAAGGCCUUGUGCUCCAGUAAUUGUUUCAGGAAGUCCAGAUGUAAGGAAAUAAGUCUGGAAAGAAAUGUGCGCUAAGAGGUAUCUCUUCCUGAAAACACUUGUAAUGUCUCGAAACAGAACAGAUGCUACUUGAAUAAGUAAUAUAGACAAGGUUAUGCUACUUGAACAGAUGAUAUUACUGUGUGUGGUAAUUUUUUAGGUUCAAGGCUUAAGGAGGCUCCUUCUUUACCUUUAUUUAAAUUGG